AUGUCCGAUGACGAGCUAUCUAUAGAUGCAAACAUAUUCGAAGAACCAGAAGGUUUUUUACCACCACCACCUGAGUCACACUUUGCUACAUACGACCGUAAAGUUACCCAUGCCCAACCGAAACAGAUUCGGAUGAAAUUGGUCGGGAAAUCACCCUUAUGGGGCCACAUGUUAUGGAAUGCGGGUAUUUACACUGCUGACUACUUGGAUAAACAUGCUACUGAACUUGUUCAAGGGAAAAGGAUUUUGGAGUUGGGUGCAGCAGCAGCCCUACCUUCAUUGGUAUGUGCUGUGAAUGGAGCAAAGGAAGUAAUAGCUACUGAUUACCCCGAUCCUGAUUUGAUUAACCACAUUGAAUACAGUUUUAGUGAAUUGGAGAAUAAUGCACCCCAGAUAUCUGAUUACAAGGUGAAGGGAUACAUUUGGGGUAACAAUGUGAAAGAACUGAUUUACGGAGAUGAUAAGACAGGGGAAUUGCAAGAGGACGAAAAGUUUGAUUUAAUUAUACUAUCAGACUUGAUUUUCAAUCAUACUGAACACCACAAGUUACUUUCUGCAUGCCGUCAAUCACUAAAAUCUACCGGAAGAUGUCUCGUUGUCUUCAGUCCUCAUCGAGCCCACUUGCUAAAUGAAGACUUGAAAUUUUUUGAAACUUGUAAACAAUACGAUUUUGAGGCCGAUAAGAUUGAUAUGAUAAAUAUGACGCCAAUGUUUGUUGAAGAUGAAGAGACGGCUGAAGUGAGGUCAAGAGUGUAUUCGUAUUUCUUGAUUCCAAAAUGGCAAAUAGAAAGCUUAUAG
Lodderomyces theae is the source of this 798-nucleotide messenger RNA. Its product is annotated as S-adenosylmethionine-dependent methyltransferase. The coding region runs from base 1 to 798 and encodes 265 amino acids. NCBI's taxonomy places the organism in Eukaryota, Fungi, Ascomycota, Pichiomycetes, Serinales, Debaryomycetaceae. Gene Ontology annotation, molecular function: protein-lysine N-methyltransferase activity. Gene Ontology annotation, biological process: peptidyl-lysine dimethylation. The record is from RefSeq and is a predicted model, not a curated record. The transcript has a single exon.